UAGCGGCCUCGGGAGUGCUUCCUGUUUUGAGCCAAGAGUUGUGUGUAGGCUUGCGCCGUGUUGGAAGAGCCAUGUCGGACUCAGAGGAGUAUUCCUCGGGGGAAGAUGAAGAUUAUCUUCCUUCAGGUGAAGAUUACAGUGAGGAUGAUGUGAAUGAACUGGUGGAAGAGGAUGAGCAUGAGGAAAAACAGUCACAGGGGGAAAAGUGCAAGAAGGGUUCCAAGGGGAUCACAGGCCGGAAGAGGUGCAAAGGAGGUGGCCUCUCCUUAGAAUUGGAUGGCGAAACCUCAAAAGAUGACGCAAGUGACAGCAAGGAUGGUGAUGAUCUGGAAGAGAGUUGCCCAGUUGUAAAGGAAGAAGAGAAAAAGAAAAAAGAGGAUGCUUUGUGGGCCAGCUUCCUCAGUGACGUGGGCCAGAAACCCAGAGCCGCUGCUACUGAUCAGGCAACCUGUGUGCCGAAAGACAAGCCAGCAGAGAAAAAUGCGUGCAAGCCUCAGGAGGUGGCAAAGGAACCCACGAAGCCCAAAGUCGCCAUUACUGAAGUGUUUGACUUUGCAGGCGAGGAGGUGAGGAUCACUAAGGAAGUAGAUGCUUCAUCCAAAGAAGCCCAGGUCUUUCUGCAAAAGCAAGAGCAGAAGGCUGUCAGCCCAGUUUCUCAUCCUACAGGUUCUGGAGUGAAGCGGCCAAGUGGACUCAACAGCCUGCUGGGGAAGCUGGGUCCCAAGAAGCAGAAGAUGAGCACGCUGGAGAAAUCCAAGCUGGACUGGGAACACUUCAAAGAACAGGAGGGCAUCGGAGAGGAGUUGGCCAUCCACAACCGAGGGAAAGAAGGAUACCUGGAGAGAAAAGCGUUUCUGGAGCGGGUGGACCACAGGCAGUUUGAGAUCGAGCGGGACAUCCGGUUGAGCACCAUGAAACCCUGAGGCUGCUGCGGAUCCUCUUCCGACGAACGCCUCUCAUUUGGCUAUCCCCUGAAGAGAGUGUCUCGACAAACGUAUAUGGCUUUUCUUUUUUCACCACACUAGUAAGUAGGUGAACUGAGGACACUCUGGCAGACUUUUUUUAAAAAAAUACUACCAGGGUGCUGCCACGUGCCGCAGGCACCAGCUGCUGCUGGGUACUCAAUGGGGUGCUUGCCCAGGAAAGGGACUGCAGUGGGUAUUUUCCAGGUUUUUAUCUCCCCAGCACUGAAGAGGAGAGAAGAGGCAGGUUUUGUGCCACGGUCUGGUCUCCUGAUGGCCGCCAAUUCCAUGGGGUGUCAGGGCCAGAGGGCCCAGCGGCUGAAGGUUUGUAUAGCUUCCUCGUGCAGCUGGAAGGCCGUCUGCUUGAGAACGCUCGGCGGUUGUGCGGUUGCGGGAGGAGUCACCUACCAACCAGCUUCCCGAAGAGGCUUGCUGUUCUUGCUGUGGAGUCUCUGUGUUUUUGUAUUUAAAAAAAACCUUUUCCAGGGUAGUUUUCCUUCAGCUAACUUUCCUUCGUGCUCGGCAGCCACUGCAAGGGAGCAAGAGAGGUGGUGUGCAUGUGAGCAAGGCCGGAGCC
Molecule: messenger RNA, 1539 nt
Organism: Gekko japonicus
Lineage: Eukaryota; Metazoa; Chordata; Lepidosauria; Squamata; Gekkonidae
Gene: CFDP1
Product: craniofacial development protein 1
Exons: 7
Coding region: 72-923 (283 amino acids)
Source: RefSeq, a predicted model, not a curated record